This is a messenger RNA of Brassica rapa (field mustard), 778 nucleotides long. RefSeq names its product ARGOS-like protein. The record is from RefSeq and is a predicted model, not a curated record. Gene Ontology annotation, biological process: positive regulation of organ growth. NCBI's taxonomy places the organism in Eukaryota, Viridiplantae, Streptophyta, Magnoliopsida, Brassicales, Brassicaceae.
UUCUACAGUCCAACACCAACUAUUUAUUUAUUUUUAUUUGCUACUUGUGAUCUUCAUUUUUAUAUCCUUUACCAGUUUCUCAUAUCAAACCACACCCACUUUACAAAUAAAGGUUUCUCCAACCUUUAAGAUUAAGCCCAGUUUUAAGUUUCUAGCGUUAAACCUUCAUCAUCUUCUUCUUCUCGCUCGAGUAGUCUGGCUAGUUCCACCAUCGGAGUUCUUCAAGAAAGCUACAUUGUAAACAUUUUAGAUGCAUGAUUCGUGAAAUCUCCAGUCUACAAAACGACAACGUAAGCAUUCAAGACCAUAACUCGAGCAACAUCAAGAACAGAAACAACAUGGACAUGAGAAGAGAUAGCCGACAAGACAUGACCUUUCGGGGACCAACUCAAGCUCAGAUGAUGAGUAAGCAAGAAUAUUUACAGACAUUGUCGUCUCAGAACAGUACGAGGAGGCUAAUAACUAAAUCGAGUUACUUCAGUUUGGAGUCGAUGGUUGUCCUUGUUGGUCUCACAGCAUCACUCUUGUUCCUUCCGUUGAUUCUUCCACCGUUGCCUCCUCCUCCCUUCAUGCUGCUUCUGGUUCCCAUUGGGAUUAUGUUUUUGCUUAUGGUUCUUGCUUUAAUGCCUUCCUCUAAUGCCAAACAUGUAACAGGCACUUACAUGUAACACGCUCAAAAAGUUUUGUUGUUUUGUGUAUUGUUAAGAGAUUUUGCGUACUUAUUUCAUUUGUUAAAACUUGUUAUCUGAUGCAGUAGUAGUACUAUAUGGUUUCAUGA